AUGAAGAAGAACGGUGGGUUCUUGGGCAGAAGCUUCAGCAAACGUGAACAGAAGAUGAUGAUGGCAACGGGAGCAUUCAUCACUAUCUUCCUCGUCGUUGUUAGCUUUCUUGAAUAUAAAGAGUCUGCAAAGAGCAGCACCGGAACGAGGACGACUGCAACAACAACAAGUAGUCCCGGGGAAACAAUCAUCACCGUCGUCGAUAAAGAUACGAGUUUCACUAAGCAAGAGCAGCCCGAAACAAGGAUGACCGCAACAACAACAACAAGUAGCCCCGAGGAAACAAUCACCACUACCAUGAAUAAAGAUACGAUUUUUGCAAAGCAGAAGCAGCCCGAAGCGGGGAUGACGGCAACAACAACAACAACAAGUAGCCCCAGGGAAACAAUCACCGCUACUGCCAUCGAUAAAGACACGGUUUUCGCAACACCAAAGCAGCCCGAAACGUUUCGGGCUGCAAAGUGCCGUUUCGGCGGGAGAUCCGAUUACUGCGACAUACAAGGGGAUGUCCGUGUCGACCCCAAGUCAGCAAACGUUUAUCACGUCGUCCCAUCGGAGACAUACCAAAUUAACAACAUCAGCUCACCGCCGCCGCCGGUGAUCAAGCCGUACCCGCGAAACGGCGACGAGGCCGCCAUGGGACAGAUAAGGGAAUGGUCGGUGAAAAUGGUGCCGGCAGACCAUCAGGACUUGCCGCCUUGUUCUUCUCGUCGAGUUCAUCAUCAUGAUGAUUCUUCCCCGGCGCUUAUCUUCUCUCUGGGAGCCUAUUUCGGAAACUACUUCCACGCCUUCACCGACGUUCUGGUGUCGCUCUUCGUCACCGCGCGCCCUUUCGACCGGCGGCUCCAUCUCCUCGUCACCAACGGUCACCACUUGCAGAUCACCAAGUUUGCAACUAUGUGGCAGGCACUGUCUAGAUAUGAAGUGAUCGACAUCGACAAGGUUCAACCAGAUGGAAAAGCCCUCUGCUUCUCGAGAGUUCUGCUCGGCUUAAAAGGGCGAGACGGCAAAGAACUCAGCAUCAACUCAUCGGAAACUCGAUACACGAUGAAAGACUUCAAACGUUUCCUGAGGAGUGCUUAUUCUCUCGACAAGACGGUCGCGAUCAAACUACAAACAGGAGACGAAAUCAAGACGACGAGGACGACGAAAUCGGUGCCACGACUAUUGAUAAUUUCGCGAGAGAGGACUCGGACGUUCACGAAUACGGAAGAGAUCGUGACGAUGGCUAGAGAGCUUGGGUACCAAGUAACGGUGACGGAACUCGACUCGAACGUGUCGAGAUCGGCGAGGAUCGCGAAUCGUGCCGAUGUGAUGAUGGGAAUCCACGGAGCGGGACUUACCAACAUGGUUUUUCUUCCGGAGGAUGCGGUUGUGAUCCAGGUGGUUCCGUUCGCCGUGGACUGGUUUGCGACUAACUAUUUCGGAGAGCCGUCGAAGGGUAUGAACGUGAGGUACUUGGAGUACAAGAUAGAGAGGGAAGAGAGCAGUUUGGUGAAGCAGUACCCGCCCGACGAUGUCGUUUUCACCGACCCGUCGUCGUUUCGAUGGGAGGAGUUCAGUCCCAUUUACAUGCUGAACCAGAAUGUUACGCUUAAUGUUACAAGGUUUGGACCUGUGUUAUUGAAAGCUUUAGAGCUUCUGCACCAAUGA
This is a messenger RNA of Linum trigynum, 1653 nucleotides long. Lineage: Eukaryota; Viridiplantae; Streptophyta; Magnoliopsida; Malpighiales; Linaceae. The record is from the annotation of a GenBank genome assembly.